GAAUGGGUUGCGCCCGUAAAUAACUCCGUGUAAAAGAUUAUUCUGUGUACACUAAGAAAAGAUAUGGAGUUUUUAUGUACAGGUGUGUAUCUCUACUGGUAGGCCUCAGCGAGCUUCCUUCAGCGUGGACAUGAGUAGAGCCCAGGUGUGUUGACAGAGUAACCCAUACCUACUUACGUCACUAGGUUGGAUUGUUAAAGAAGAUUUUCCUAAAUCACAGAUCGAGACAAUGGGCAACUGUAGCAGCGGCAGUGGUAGCCUCAGGGAGCUGAGCAGCAAGGAGAAGACGGACAUCAGAGAGUCGUGGGCUGAGUUCAACCAGGGUAACGUUGUGGACAACGCUGCUCACCUCUACUACAAAUUGUUCAAAGAGCACCCAGAGGCUAAAGAAAUGUUCAAGUUUUCGAAGGACACAGAUAUAUCUGACGAAGAAAUGCUGAAGAACAAACAGUUCCGUGGUCAUGUCGACGGCGUGGUCGCCGUCAUCGGCAGUGCAGUUAAUGAGAUUGAUGACCUCACAGAGGUUGGGAAAGACCUCCAGCACCUUGGGGGGAAACAUUACCAUUACGGCAUUACCAUGAAACAAUAUUCGCACGUUGGCCAGUGUCUCCUCUACGCUAUUCAGAAGAAGCUGGGGCCCAACUUCACCUCUGACCGCAAGAAAGCCUGGGUGGCGCUGUAUGCCGUCGUGGAAACUGCCAUGAAGUCAGGCAUGGAGGAGGCGAGUAAAAAGAAGUCGCAGGAGCAGACGGCGGCGUGAGGAUCUGGACCUGGAUGCGGGCUUGGGGUCUACACGAGAGGGUGGGAGUCGGUCAUGUAGAAGAGCUGGGAGAGGGUGGGGCAGGGAUGGAUAAUGGGAGCAUUUUCAGUAUCAGAUGAUACCCAAUCGAAAUUAUACUACUCAACCUUUGAUAAGGGUUGUUCUAUUUCUAGAUCGACCUACUUAUUAUGUCAUUUUGAAGUAUCUCUGUAUCCUUACCAAAAUAUGAGUAGUAUACUUCACGGUGUAGCAUCUUUAUCCCAAUCUCGAAACAUGUUGUUAAUACGACAGCUCUUUUUGGAUAAUUUGUGAUAACAUGUAAAUGUAUAUUUAGGGCACAGUUGAAGGCGCUGAUGCAGCGAGAGGUCGUCGUUGUUGUCAUUCGUACAAGUACAAAUAUUCCUGACAAUGUACACUACCCAAUACACUUUACACAAAUGUGACACUCGAGUUCCGAGACUUACACAGGCGCCUGGGACGUGGGUUUGUGGGCCUUGUGUGGAGAGUGUAAAGGACCGUUUACGUAAAUUGUUCACUACACCAAAAUGAUAAUGGUUCACCGCGUGUAUUUGGCUGUGCUCUUUGACAGAGGAAGACUGGCAGUACUUUAUCGGUAUAAAAAGGAACAGUUAUGAUAACAAUAGCGCACGGCUGUUUGUUCUGGCAACUGUACCUUUAUUUAACGAGUGGGUAUUGUCACUCGUCCUCUACCCAUCACUUAGGAAAGGCAUGCAGCACUCAAAGAAACCCUUCUUGGUCCUGUAAUCUCCAUGUAUAUAUGCGUGUAGCUGCUGUGCUUAUUCUCUCGGAAACAAUGGUCUCUGCAGAGAGAAAACGUGGAACUUUUACAUAUUCAUUAUCUUCUACUCUGUUAAAACCACUACAUUGAAAGUUGAAAAAUGAUGCAAAACCCACCUAUCGAACUGAAAACGAAACGUCAAAUGAAUAAAUUUAUUUGGUCGGUUCUGUACUUGCAUCUUGUGCUUGGUAUUGGUAAGAAAAAGAAACAACAGAAUCCUUCACAUAGAUACUUAUCAUUUAUUGAAAAUAUCUUUGAUAUAUUCCACAAAUAAUUAGAGGUUGUGAAGACAGGAAGUAACAUAUAUCUGACUGUAGUUGUCAUUUACUAAAUAUAAACAUUAGGAGUUACACAUAUUCCUAUACAUUGCAUUUCAACACGGUGAUGUUGUUAAUCACCAUUGUAAUUCUGCCCAACCUGUAUCUGACCAUUCGUAUCGUUAAAUUUAUACUGUUACCAGCAAUUUUAUAUAUCUUGUAAUAUUCACAUCCUUAUCUAAUUUUUUAAGUGCUACUUAAUAAAACAUGUAUUUUCA
Messenger RNA from Haliotis rufescens (red abalone), 2094 nucleotides. RefSeq names its product neuroglobin-like. Lineage: Eukaryota; Metazoa; Mollusca; Gastropoda; Lepetellida; Haliotidae. Bases 230 to 760 code for a protein of 176 amino acids. The transcript is spliced from 4 exons. The record is from RefSeq and is a predicted model, not a curated record. Gene Ontology annotation, molecular function: oxygen binding; heme binding.